AUGCUCAACGGUGCGUACAGCGGGAGACGUGAGCAUUACCUCGACCUCUUUGCAGACGAGGAAGCACAAAGAGGCCAGUAUAAGGAGAAGAUGCGCUGUUUUCUUACGCUGGAAGAGGUGGUCGAGCGUCUGCGCGAGCAACCCAGCAUUCAUGAGUAUAUCACGUCCAUCGAGGAGUUCGAGGAACCCAUUGGGCCCCUCAGCGUACUGAACGUGUUCGCUAAGUCACGUUGUUUUGUUAUUCUCCAAACAGCCUCGUACUGGUGGUCUCUUGAGAGGCGAGAUGAUGUCAUCGUGGUGCAGCGCUCUCAGAACUUCAGCAGUGUCCACAGCAGAUGCAAAGGUGCAUACCGAAACUAUCGCUGGCUGAUCGAGUCAGCACCAAGUGCGCGGCGGUUUAUGCGGUGUCACAGUGGCCCAAAGCUCUCCGAAGUGUUUAGUGCCAUGUUGCGAGAUCACGUCUUCGACCCAAAAGACUGCGCUUCUUCACCUUGGGAGUUCUCUGAUUAUGUUUUUCACCUCUGCCUGUAUGACGGAAACUCUCGCCUCAUGUACAGUGAGGGGAGCUGA
Messenger RNA from Leishmania braziliensis MHOM/BR/75/M2904, 570 nucleotides. RefSeq lists its product as hypothetical. The coding region runs from base 1 to 570 and encodes 189 amino acids. NCBI's taxonomy places the organism in Eukaryota, Euglenozoa, Kinetoplastea, Trypanosomatida, Trypanosomatidae. The transcript has a single exon. The record is from RefSeq and is a predicted model, not a curated record.